Molecule: messenger RNA, 3949 nt
Organism: Physcomitrium patens
Lineage: Eukaryota; Viridiplantae; Streptophyta; Bryopsida; Funariales; Funariaceae
Product: putative NAD kinase 2, chloroplastic
Biological process (GO): NAD+ metabolic process; NADP+ biosynthetic process
Molecular function (GO): NAD+ kinase activity
Source: RefSeq, a predicted model, not a curated record
GGAAUAGGGAGCGUGAUGUCGUCGUCGUCGAAUUAGCGGCGAGCACAUCGGCGAUGCUGGUGUUCGCGGAUUUUGCUUGCUCGGUCGGAUUUCAAAUCCGGAGGAGGAUGGAUAUGUGUUGAGAGGCGCAGGAUCAUCGUCGUCUUUCUGCCUUGCCUUCCGCUGCUGCCCACGCUUUCGCACGCCCCACCCCCACCUCGCCAUUCCCAAGGACAAGUCUUGCAGCACCGAUUUUGCCCAAUUUUUGGCCUCCGUUGUUAGCUGUUGCCUCGAGCUGGCCAGUUAGCUCGGUGACGCGGAGAUUCGGUAGGUUUUUUUUUUUGUGUUUGUGUUCGUUUUAGAUUUGAGGUUGGUGGGUGAUGGGAUUAGAGGCCGUGGAGGUGGACUGGUGGAGGCGGACUGGCGUUGUGGCUUUAGUGGAGGUGGGCAUGGUUCCUGUGUGGGCUGAAUGAAGCAAGCGCGGCUUUCUGUUUCGGAACACGCCUCUGGAGAAUCACCACUCGAUUGAUAUGACCAUCACACAAUGAGGUCUAUGCCUGUGGAAACUGAAAAUUUGUGGCUUAGGGGACUGAGUGGGAAUGAGCUGGGCUUUUGAUCUGCCCCUUCCGUGGUGAGUGAGCAACGGACAAUGGCAACAGCAGUGUACAACAUUGUUCUCGGUUUACCUCAGACGGAUGUCCCCCGCAGAGCCUGUGGAGUGAGGUGGGACAGAAAUCACAGCCAUGGCAGGGGCUCCUCUACUUGGCUUCGGCGGCUGGAGCGUGGAUUUAUGUCCUGUAAUGCAAAUAAAAUUGGGUCACCACCGCCAAAGGCAAGAUGGCCAGUGGACGCUAUCUCAAACGAGGCAUUGUCGGCUGAAUGGACGCCGUCUCUUUCCAUCGAAGAAGUUGUCCAGCUCCAAGCACAGGAGGAGGAAUCUCGACUCUUUCGCAAUGGGCCGCCGCCGGGAGAUCUCGCGGAGGUGGAAGCGUACUGUCGCAUUCACAGGUUGGCGGAAGUCUUGCACGCGGCUGUGAUGUCCUCGUUACGUACUUUGACAUUGGUGCAGGCUGGCUAUGCAAAUGACAGGGAUAUCCCUGUUCUAGAGGAAAAAGUUGUUGCUGGGCUUGCUCGCAUAGGGGCCAUCUUGCAGCAGGGCCGUCUGGAGGUCGUUGGAAGCCGACAGUUCGUCAACAUGGUGAAUUCUCCUGGAUUUGUUCCUCCGCUGGCACGGUUGCGGGCGGAGCUUAAGGAGUCGUGUGAAUCACUUCAAAAGGCACUCGAAACAUGUCUAUAUCCCUCUCUCAUUCCUGAAAGCAUUUACAGGCCGCUACAACGCCUACAUAACAUAUGCUACGAUGCUGGUUUUCCAAGGUUGCCAGGCUCCCCAGACCAUGCUGACAUACCGAACCUUGCUGCCGUUAAGUUAUGCCCUUUCCAAGGUGGAAACCCUAACCUUAAUCAGAAUGAAGAGAUUGCAUUCUGGCGAGGAGGACAGGUCACGGAGGAGGGUGUGGAGUGGCUUCUGCAACAAGGAUUUAAGGUUGUGGUGGACAUGCGGGCUGAGCAAUCCGGUAGUCCGUUUGUGCAAUCUAUGCUUGAAACUGCAGAGAAGACGGGAAAGCUGAGGAUAAUCAAAAUGCCCGUGCCUUUUCGCACGGCUCCCACGGCAGAGCAAGUCGAGGAGUUUGCUAAAUUGGUAGCUGUCCCUGAGAAUAAACCACUGUAUCUGCACAGUCAAGGUGGAGUGGGGCGUGCCUGUGCCAUGGUGUCUAGGUGGCGGGAGUACGUACUUCAGCUUAGUGGAGAAGGGAUGCGUAACCCAACCAAGGGCUCGUUAGAUAGCAGUAACUUCUCAAGUGAUGGAAAUACCAGUGAUGAUGUAGGUGCAGCUUUGCGUUUCCCUACAGAUGAUUCAGCUGAUGAAGGCGCCUCUGAUUACAGCAACUCCAGAUCACUUGACGCAGGAGACCGGGAUGCUAAGGAUUCCAUCACUCCUAUGGAGAUAUCUUCCAGUGGUGACGAGGAUGACCAGCGCAUGAUUACAGCAGUUAAAAGCUCCUUUGAGGCUCAACGUCCUGGUCCAAAUGUAUUCAAUAAAAGUUCAAUGUCCCAAUUCAUGAAACGGCGGAAGACAACCCCUCAGGGAGCAGGGCCUGUAAUUGGAAUUAGCGAUCUAGCUGAAAGCACAGCAAGGAGGGAUCAAAUAGGUGGGAUUGCCGGGCCGGCUGGACAAUGGAGAUUAGCAGAACCAGGUAUUCCUCGAGCAAACGCAGGUAAUGAUUCGUUAGUGACAGAGCCAAGGGGAUUUCCUGAAACUUCAGAAGAGAAUGGAAGACUAAAUCAACAGACUGGUGCACAUAGUGAUGUAGCUGGCGAGGAAAUUAGAAAUGAAAGUAGUAAUGGCGCUGCGGUGGACGGAGAAGUGUCUUCCAGAUCUGAACAACCAGUUGUGCGGAAUGGAGGAUUGGUUAGGGUAGACCCUGCCGAAAGUCAGGGUAGAUCUGAAGUUGAGAACGCCCCAAUAGUCGAAGGGGAUAUGUGUGCAAGCACCACUGGAGUUGUAAGAGUUCAAUCUAGACGCAAAGCAGAGAUGUAUUUGGUGCGAACAGAUGGCUUCUCUUGCACCCGUGAGCGGGUGAAAGAAUCCACUCUUGCUUUCACACACCCUAGCACGCAGCAACAGAUGCUCAUGUGGAAAACGCCACCUAAGACUGUUCUACUGCUGAAAAAGCUUGGGAUGGAGCUCAUGGACCAAGCACAGACUGUGGCAUCUUACUUGUUUCACCAGGAAGGCAUGAACGUGAUGGUUGAGCCAGAUGUGCACGAUGUGUUUGCCAGGAUACCCGGGUAUGGGUUCGUGCAGACAUUCUACAACCAGGAUACGAGUGAACUACACGAGAUGGUAGAUUUUGUGGUGUGCCUCGGCGGGGACGGUGUGAUCCUCCAUGCAUCUAAUCUGUUUCGUGAAGCUGUUCCUCCAGUCAUCUCUUUCAACUUGGGCUCGUUGGGGUUUUUGACAUCGCAUGCUUUCGAGGCCUUCAAGGGGGACUUGAAAUCUAUUAUUCACGGCAGCGGGGUUUACAUCACUCUGCGCAUGAGACUCCGGUGUGAGCUCUUUCGCAAUGGGAAACCCAUUCCUGGCAAAGUGUUUGAAGUGCUCAACGAGGUGGUAGUGGAUCGCGGCUCCAACCCUUAUCUCUGCAAGAUCGAGUGCUACGAGCGAUCCCGACUCAUCACGAAGGUGCAAGCGGAUGGAGUGAUCGUGGCCACCCCAACGGGCAGUACCGCAUACUCCACCGCAGCAGGAGGUUCCAUGGUCCACCCCAACGUGCCGUGCAUGCUAUUCACACCCAUUUGCCCACACUCGCUCUCCUUCCGGCCGGUUAUCCUGCCUGACUCGGCACUUCUGGAGCUGAAGGUGCCGGAUGAAGCCAGAAGCAACGCCUGGGUGUCAUUUGACGGCAAAAAACGCCAGCAAUUGUGCAAGGGGGAAUCGAUGCAGAUCUCUAUGAGUGAAUACCCCAUGCCCACUGUGAACAAGCUUGACCAAACGGAGGAUUGGUUUGCCAGUCUGUCGCGGUGCUUCGGCUGGAACCAGCGAAUUGAGCAGCGCUCCAUAACUUUCUACCAGGAAUAGCUUCAUGUACAGGUACAUACUCGUCCACUAAGACGACUUUCAGAAUGAUGAAUGUCGUCACAUGUAUCACUACUCGCGUUUGACGCCUACACAUAAAACUCCGAUUUUUCCUUUCCUGUUUGUAAUGUAGUGCAGGAAACUCUGGCACAGACAGCAUGGUUGGACCCGCCGAUAGAAACCUGUUACAUCGGUACUGUGGUGAUAUUCUCUUGUCUGCUCUUGUCUAUAGCGUAGUAAUCAACCCUUUGUCUACAGAUUCAGUCCAUAAUUUGGGCUUUUGAGUGUAAUAGAGCAUGGGCCCUUCCAACCCACAUGCACAUGUGCACAUGA